UCUUGUGGUGACGCCAUGGUAAACUGGCAGUAUAUAUACCAGCGGUUACAAGCACCCAGCAUCAGUAGUCGCCGAAUUACUCUUUUGGGAGAGACAAGAUCCAUCGCUAAGCCUCGCAGUUAUGAAACUUUACUUCUUCGUCAUCUUGGUGUCGGCUGUCCUCCUAGUCUCCGUGACUGGUCUCCCGAGAAGACGUGGGUUUGGAGGUGGUGGCGGAGGUGGCCGUCGUGGUAUUGGAGGCGGAGGCGGAUUUGGAGGAGAAAUUGAUAUUGAAUUCGGUCGAGGACGACAUGUUGAGAUUGAUUUUGGUGGAGGUUUUGGAGGCGGUAUAGGAGGAGGACAUGGGUAUGGAGGAGGCUAUGGAAGGUAACGUGGUAAAUAAACACCGAUAUUCUAUACAUCAAGAAAAUCUUGGUUUACUUCAACAUCUUCAUCAACAGUGAAUAAAGGGAUUUUCUCUCGAAUAUGUAUA
Messenger RNA from Homarus americanus (American lobster), 472 nucleotides. RefSeq names its product glycine-rich protein 5-like. The transcript has 4 exons. NCBI's taxonomy places the organism in Eukaryota, Metazoa, Arthropoda, Malacostraca, Decapoda, Nephropidae. The record is from RefSeq and is a predicted model, not a curated record. Bases 122 to 370 code for a protein of 82 amino acids.